This is a messenger RNA of Cornus florida, 2000 nucleotides long. Its product is annotated as E3 ubiquitin-protein ligase HAKAI homolog. Gene Ontology annotation, molecular function: ubiquitin protein ligase activity. The transcript has 5 exons. Gene Ontology annotation, biological process: protein ubiquitination; regulation of cell adhesion. The record is from RefSeq and is a predicted model, not a curated record. Bases 422 to 1906 code for a protein of 494 amino acids. Lineage: Eukaryota; Viridiplantae; Streptophyta; Magnoliopsida; Cornales; Cornaceae.
CUUGCGAACCCUGGUCCGUGUCCACUGUCCACCCUAAGUAGGAAUGGAGAUAUAAAGUGCAGAACAGCAGAUUAUACAUACAACUCUCCCUCUCUGGGGAUCGAUCGAGUACCGUCGCGGUUGGAAAGCCAGAACCUGUCCAGAGGCUAACUAUACUCUCCAACACCUCCAUCUUCAUCAAAGCUGUCACUUUUUCAUCCAAAGAAAAAGAAGAUAAAAGGGUAAGUUAACAUUGAGGAGAAGGGAGGCGAUUUGACUACCAUGCAAUAAAAACUAGAGCCUAUACAGAUCAAACAAGGUCCAUUGAAAUGCUUAUUUCUUGAUUCUUCUGCUGGAGAAGAACUCAAUUCCCUCAUUUUUACUUGAGGAUUUGAAGCUGACCUUACUAGACGGGAAUAGAGUGGAAGGGAAUAGUUGGAAGAUGCUUCAGAUCCGGCUUAGCAAUCCAGCCUCAGAAGGUGGUGGAGGGGCAAAGGCUUUGCCAGUGGACACUGUGACGGUUGCAUGCCCUGACCACCUUGUUCUUGCUGAUCUUCCUGUGGCCAAGAGCAUCGGUUCGGCAACUGCAGGUUCCCUUGUGAAGACCGUAGGUCGCAGGUCCCGCCGCCAGCUUGGAGAGCGAGUUCAUUUCUGUGUGCGAUGUGAUUUUCCAAUUGCAAUAUAUGGACGUCUGAGCCCGUGUGAGCACGCUUUCUGUCUCGAUUGCGCAAGAAGUGAUUCUAUCUGCUAUCUUUGUGAUGAACGUAUUCAGAAGAUUCAGACGAUCAAAAUGAUGGAAGGAAUCUUCAUCUGUGCAGCCCCUCAUUGUCUCAAGUCCUUCCUAAAGAAGUCUGAAUUUGAAUCUCACAUUCACAGGACCCAUGCUGACCUUCUCCAGCCCAAUAGAGAGAAAGAAGAUGUAAAUGAAUCAGAGGGUGUCAGUGCCAAACAAUCUACAGCUUUAGAUUCCACUGGUCGAGCACCAACAAGGCCAGUCUUCUCUCCUAAUUCAAGUUCUCAGGUUAAUGAUCGUGAAGACAAGGCUUCUCGUUCGCAACCCAGAGACCAACCACCUCCCAGGUCAAUUGUACUGCCAAAGCCACCCCAACCACUUUUUGGGCAAAUUCAAAGUCAUCCAUCAGAACCUCAAACAGAAAACAACCGUCCACAAGGCUUUGACAGGCCUGGGUCCCACAACCCUUACCCUCAGCAGGGCUUUGGCACACAGGGUGGCCUGCAGCAAGAAUCUGGCCAGUUAUUGGACAAGCAGCAAGGAAUUCUAUCUGAGAUUCCAUUUUCUGAAUAUUCCCCUAUGUCUGCCCAUCCACCACCCAAUUAUGCGGUCCCCAUAAAUUCAAAUCCAGUUCUGGCGCCGCCUCCAUUUGGUUACCCUCCUUUUCCACCUGAGGGAGCUCGACCCUUUUAUGGUGCUCCCUAUGAGAUGGCACGGCCAGAUUCAGCGCCUGAAGUUGGAUCAGAACAGGGGUCCUUGUUGGGUUUUCCACCAGGUCCAGCAGGGGGGGUGAAUUUCUCAGACGGUUAUCCUCGGCCAUGGAUUAUGGGACCGGCUGGUGUACCUUUUCAAGCUUAUAUAGCUGGUCAGGGAAUUGAGGAUGGUUCUGCGAACAUGUCAGAUUCUCAAGGAAGAGUUGCAUAUUUUCAUAGUGAUUAUGGUCGGGAUACUGGAGUUCUGGCCUCAAAUAUGCCUCCCUCUUCAGCUAACAAGGGGAUGGAACCAGUACAGGAUGCUAUGGAACCAAGGGAUAGCAGGGGUAUACUGGCACCACAGCCCCUGCCACACCCACCACUGCCUCCACCACCCCCUCCUCAUUUGUCACAACAGCUCAAACGAGCUGGUCGUGAUGGACAGAACUUUGGGUGGCAGAAUGAGAAGCGUGAUAGCUUUGGAAGUGGCCAGGAUUUGUGAAGCUGCUGGUUUCUUUUUGUUCUAUCGUGUGCUUUUUCCUUUUGGAACUCUUAUUGCAUUAUCUAUUAAUACAUGGUCUGUAUUUCCUGGUUCA